Amaranthus tricolor (Joseph's coat) is the source of this 4035-nucleotide messenger RNA. RefSeq lists its product as uncharacterized. NCBI's taxonomy places the organism in Eukaryota, Viridiplantae, Streptophyta, Magnoliopsida, Caryophyllales, Amaranthaceae. Gene Ontology annotation, biological process: RNA processing; negative regulation of RNA catabolic process; regulatory ncRNA-mediated post-transcriptional gene silencing. The transcript has 10 exons. The coding region runs from base 108 to 3593 and encodes 1161 amino acids. Gene Ontology annotation, molecular function: protein binding. Gene Ontology annotation, cellular component: catalytic step 2 spliceosome. The record is from RefSeq and is a predicted model, not a curated record.
ACUUGAUCGAGACAAGACCCAAUUGUUCAUCAAUUUUCUAUCUAAAUUUAGUACCAAAGUGUUGGUGAAUUCAAACUGCGUCUAUUCGUUCCUGCAAGGCUGCAACAAUGGCGGAACCAUCGUCAACCGAAACCCCGAAAUCUCCAGAUACCGAACCAAUCUCUCUCUUCCCCAUCACCCCUUCAACAGAACCUAAAGCACUCUUCCCCAUUUCCACCACCACCAUCACAUCUACAACAACUUCUCAAUGGCUGUGCAGUUCGAGUUUCACUGCUGACCUAUCCGUCAUCAACCAAGCUGUUUCAUCUCUCCAUUCGUUCAAUUUUAUCCCACACGAUGACGAUGAUGAUAUACAAGUUCAAGAAUCAAAGAAACCAUCUUCUACUUCGUACGAGUUUCUGGAAUCUUCAGAAUCUGAUAAGGAUUACUCGGACAAGAAGAAGAAGAGCAGGAGUAAGUCAAAGAAGAAACGAAAGCGAGAUAAAGAUUUUGAAAGUGAGGCGUUUGCAUAUGGUGCUAGAAAAUCUGUGGUUCGAGCUUGGGCUGGUUCUGAGACGAAACCUUCCAAGGACUAUUACUUUGAUUCUCGUGGUGAUCUUGAUAAUUUGGCAUUCGGUUGCUUGUAUAGGAUGGAUAUUGGUAGAUAUAAACUUCAUGAUGCGGCAAAAAUAUCAGAGAUUGAUUUUAAAGGGCAUUCUCAGUUGGGUGGUAGGGGUUUGCUUACAAGAGAAGAAGUUGAUGUGGAUGCGUUAGAUGCAAAAUUGAAAUCCAGUGGACGUUAUUGGUCGGUCAAGCAUGCAGUUAUAGAAAAACAUAGGAAUUAUAAGCGUCUUCGAUUUUUUGCUCCAGAAAAGCACGUGCAAGAUAAUGGUGAUGAAUACAUUCCAGUAUUAGAUGACGACAUAGAUGUUAGCUUGUCAUCAAAAGCUUUUGUGGUUGAGUCAUGGGAAGAUGAGGUAUUACGGAAAACAAAAGAAUUCAAUAAACUGACUAGGGAGCGACCCAAUGAUGUUGGAGUAUGGCUGGAUUUUGCCGAUUUUCAAGAUAAGAUUGCUGUUAAGCAACCACAAAAAGGUGCACGUAUGCAAACACUUGAGAAGAAAAUUAGUAUAUUAGAAAAGGCAGUUGAGCUAAACCCUGAAGAUGAAGAUCUGGUGCUUUGUCUUUUAAAAGCUUAUCAAAGCAGGGAUACUUCUGAUGUACUUAUUGGUAGAUGGGAAAGAGUUCUUGUGCAACAUUCAGGAAGUUGCAAGUUGUGGAGAGAAUUUUUGCGGAUUGUGCAGGGGGAUUUCUCCACUUUCAAAGUUUCUGAGGUUCGAAGGUUGUAUGCUCAUGCUAUCCAAGCUCUCUAUGCUGCAUCUAGCAAGAGGCAUAGGCAGGGUCAUGCAACUGUGGAAACACCUUCUCCAGAUACUCUAGAUACUGAUGUUGAAAUGGGCAUAGUUGAUAUGUUUCUCAGUCUUUGUAGGUUUGAGUGGCAGGCAGGUUAUCAGGAGUUGGCCACUGCACUAUUGCAGGCUGAAUUAGAAUAUUGUUUGUUUUGCCCUCCUUUAGAGCUCACAGAGCAGAGGAAAAAACGAUUGUUUGAACAUUUCUGGAAUAGCAACGGUGCAAGAGUUGGAGAAGAUGGUGCACUUGGUUGGUGCACCUGGCUGGAGAAAGAAGAAGAGAACAGACAGAAGCUCAUCCGAGAAAUGUCCGAGAAGGAAGAUGUAGAAGGUGGUUGGACUGGCUGGUUUGUCCCUUCAUCUAAAGGGAUCGAGAAUUCUUCAAAAUUGGAGGAAGAUAUGAUAACUGAUGUGGCUACAGAGAUGGAUGAACAAAAAGAUGACAUAGAUGCAAGGCAAGAAGAAGAUGAUGCUGCUCUUCUGAGAAUGCUUGGGAUUGAUGUUGAUGCUGAAGCCAGCAAGGAGGUCCAUGACACAAAUACAUGGGUUAGGUGGUCAGAAGAGGAGUCAUCAAGAGAUCAUGAUCAAUGGAUGCCUGUUCGUAUGGAUUCUGUUGUUUCUUGUAGCAAUGAGAUUGGAGAAGGGCAGGAACAACUUUCUAGAGCUGUAUUGUUCGAUGAUGUUGCCGAUUAUCUUUUCUCAUUGAGUUCCAUUGAUGCUCGUUUAUGCCUUGUUCUGCAGUUCAUCGAUUUCUUUGGAGGGGAGCUAUCUCAAUGGUUUUGCACAAACUCUUCAUGUUGGAACGAUAAAAUACUGGGUUUACAAACGCUACCAAAUUCAAUUUUACAAUAUUUCGAAAGUGUAAAUGGUCAUACAAUACUGGAAAGUGGGUCAAGCACACGCAGUAUGGAAUUUCUGUUGCAGCGUUCAAAGACUGCUGAGAGGACAGAUAUCAUGAAGUUUCUGCGCAAUGCUGCUCUCUUAUGUUUAAGAGUUUUUCCUCGAAAUUAUAAAAUAGAAGAGGCUAUACUUAUUGCAGAAGAGAAAGCUCUUAAUAGCGAACAAAGUUCUACCAAGCCUGCACAAGCUUUGGCAAAACAGCUCUUGAAAAGUGAUCGUCAGGAUGUGUUAUUAUGUGGAGUUUAUGCUCGGAGGGAGGCUGCAUAUGGAAAUAUUGUUCAUGCGAGGAAGAUAUUUGACAUGGCAUUGUCAUCUAUCUGUGGAAUGCCCUUGUAUCAGCAGGAAACUCAGUCAGUUGCUGCCCCCCUGGUUUACCUUUGGUACUCGGAGAUGGAACUUGCUGAUGGCUUGAGUAACGAAUCAGAGUCUAAACUUUGUGCUUUGCACAUAUUAUCUUGCUUAGGAAGUGGGAUUGCUUAUACUCCUUUUAAGGGGCGACCGUCAAGCACACAGUUGCUCAAGGCACACCAAGGUUUCAAAGAACGCAUACGAACUAUAAGGUCAUCAUGGGCACAUCAUCCUAUAAAUGAGAGUUCUAUCGCUCUCAUUUGUUCAGCUGCUUUAUUCGAACAGCUGACAACUGGAUGGACUUCUGGGGUUGAAGUCAUCUCAGAUGCUCUUUCCAUGGUGCUUCCUGAAAGAAAAAUCCGAAGUUAUCAACUUGAAAUUUUGUUUAAUUAUCUGGUGAAAAUGCUUCAAAGACAUGUUCAACAAGCAACUUUGUCAAAAGUAUUGAGUUCUAUCUUAGCAGGAUUGCAAGUCUAUCCCUUUAAUCCAGAACUUUUUCAUUGCCUGGUGCACAUUGGCCAUCUCUACCUUGUGCCUAAUAAGAUUCGUCUGAUCUUUGAUGACCUCUUCCAAAAGAAACCAUCAACUAUCCUUAUACUGUUUUCUCUAUCAUAUGAGCUAAGUAGAGGAGCUCCUCAGCACAGGAUCCUUGGAUUGUUUGAGAAGGCACUGGCAAAUGAUAGGCUGCGCUCAUCCGUUUUACUGUGGCGUUGCUAUAUCUCAUAUGAGAUACAAAUAUGUAAUUUUUCUGCUGCAAGAAGAGUCUUUUUCCGAGCUAUCCAUGCAUGCCCGUGGUCGAAACUGUUGUGGCUCGAUGGCUUCCAGAAAUUGCAAAACAUUGUCACUGCCAAAGAACUAAUGGAUCUCCAAGAAGUGAUGCGGGAUAAGGAGCUUAAUCUAAGAACCGACAUUUAUGAAAUUCUUUUACAGGAUGAAUUUAGUCACGGUUUGUUGUGAAUUAACAAACUUCAAGCUAGUUUUCUGUAGUUGAUUGGGAAAACUCAAAAGAAAAGGAGGCAACAGUCUGUACAUGUAUCGGUUGUACAGAUCGUAAGGGUAUACAAAUUGUGAAUCGGCCUUGACUUGACGAACUUUUUGAAUUCCAUAUGGAGGUUUGAAUCCACUUCACCCUUCGAAUGUAUGUAUGAGUAUGGACCUUUUGGCUAAAUUGUAUCAACAAUGUAUGCUCUGUAAACUCUAAUAAUGAACAAUGCUGGGUAGUAAGUUGGCUAAUUUGGCAUGUUUAUUUUAACAGGUGAAUUUGGCAAUUCUGUGGAUAAAAACUAUAAUUUGCUCAUAGUAAAAUUAGUUGUCCUAAAGUAGGCAUUUGUAUUUAUUUGAGCAUUUUCUUUGAGCAAAACUUUCCAUUUAAAUGGUAUUGCUUUUAGUUUUUACGAAA